AUGGACACUCUCCCAGAAAAGCUUCUCAAAUUCAAGUUCCCCAUACUAAUUGCAACCAUUUCAACCCUUUUUAUUGGGCUUUUUAUUUACCUCGCCCCAAGUUUUAUUGAUAUUGUCAAGUAUUUCUGGCCGCUGUUGGUCUCCACGGCUAUGUUUCUGGCCGCCAUCGUGGUGUUUGGCCGGAUAUCUCCGCCACCUCAUGCGGAGGUUUCCGGCGACAAAGCCGGAGAAGGGAUUUUAGACUUCGUGGCUGGGCCGCCGGAGAAUAGUUUACAACCCCAAUUCAAUGAAGUAUAUGAAGGUGAAGCAGAGGAGGAAGAUGAAGUCGCACUUCGAGAAGCCGCCGCCGCGGCAGCCAAAGCUAAAGGAAAAGCCAAAAGUGAUGACGAGUAA
This is a messenger RNA of Oldenlandia corymbosa var. corymbosa, 393 nucleotides long. The record is from the annotation of a GenBank genome assembly. Lineage: Eukaryota; Viridiplantae; Streptophyta; Magnoliopsida; Gentianales; Rubiaceae.